AUGAGCGUCGAAGCGUACCGAGUGGUGGUGGUCGGCGCCGGGAUGGCGGGCGUAGCGACUGCCAACGCGCUGUUAGCAUCGGGUCACUUCAGUGCUGAGGACGUGUGCGUGCUGGAGGCUCGGGAUCGAAUCGGAGGGCGAGUCUACACUCGUCCCUUCAGUGCCGAGCUGCGCGUGAAGGUGGAGGCUGGUGCGGCGUGGAUCCAUGGCACGGAGGGGAACCCCGUCGCUGAGUUGGCUCGGGAGUUCGGCGUCGAGCUCAAGGAGAUCAGCGCGCGCAACCCGUGGCUGCAUCCGAGUUCCUGUCCGGGGUUUGAGAUCUACGACGGCAGUCGGAGACUGAGUGAAGAGGAAGUCGGCGAGACGUGGCAGUGGCAGGAGCUGCUGCUGAGGAAGCUGCAGAAGCUGGCACUGUCAGGCGAAGCGGAAGGCAAAGCGUUGGAUGUGACGGUGAAGCAGCUGAUAGAUGAGGACGCGGAGCUACGGGAGAUCAUUACGUCCAGUGCCAAUGCCUGGGAGAGGUUGAAUCUGUGUCUGCAUCUUGUUGAGACUUGGAUGGGCAGUACGAGUGAGGAGAUGCAGGUCGACGCAUUCGGGGAGAUCGACCUCAUGGGGGAUGACCCUGGUCCCCACUGCAUCGUUCCUGACGGAAUGCACAGCCUCAUCAAGCACUUGUCAGCUCCAGUGAAAAGUGUUAUUCGCACUGGUGCAUGCGUCGCCUCUAUCAACUACGAAGGCUCGGAAGGUGUGGUUAUUGAGUGUACUUAUGGGAGAAAAUUGACGUCCUAUCAUGUGGUGGUGACGUGCUCUUUGGGGUUGCUCAAGUCCGGAAAGCUACACUUCCACCCUGAGCUGCCGCAUGCGAAGGCUGACGCCAUUUCUAGGUCGCAAAUGGGUCAGUGUAUGAAAAUUAUGGUGCAGUUUCCCGAGGCUUUUUGGCCCAAGAACGCCUCCUUCAUCACGCAGACCAAGAACACGUCUGGAUCGAGCAAGACGGAGACGCGGCGCAUUUAUUUCCCUGUGAUUUUCAGCUAUUACGCGGCUAAAGGAGUGCCUAUUCUCGAGGGAGAUCUCAUUGGAGACACUGCUCAACAAGUCUCAGCUGAGCUUUCCGAUGAUGAAAUCGCACACGCGUUGUUCUUGCAGUUGCAGGAAACGUUCGGGGCUGGGAUUCCAGCACCAGUGGGCCACUUUAUCACGAGGUAA
This is a messenger RNA of Phytophthora sojae, 1206 nucleotides long. RefSeq lists its product as hypothetical. Lineage: Eukaryota; Oomycota; Peronosporomycetes; Peronosporales; Peronosporaceae. Bases 1 to 1206 code for a protein of 401 amino acids. Gene Ontology annotation, molecular function: oxidoreductase activity. The transcript has 2 exons. The record is from RefSeq and is a predicted model, not a curated record.